AUGCAUAUCCAUAAAUCCACCAAGUAUAUGAAGGAUGUCACCUUACAGAAGCAAUGUGUACCAUUCAGGAGUUACAAUGGUGGAGUUGGUAGGUGUACCCAGGCCAAACAGUGCGGUUGGACACAGGAUUGGUGGCCCAAAAAGAGUGCUGAAUUUUUGCUGCACAUGCUUAAAAAUGCAGAGAAUAAAGCUGAACUUAACAGUUUAGAUGUAGAUUGUCUGGUCAUUGAACAUAUCCAGGUGAACAAAGCACCCAAGAUGCGCCUCCGUACUUACAGAGCUCAUGGUCGAAUUAACCCAUACAUAAGCUCCCCCUGCCACAUCGAGAUGAUCCUUACUGAAAAGGAACAAAUUUGGGGAACUGAAAAGUUCCCAAACCAGAAAAGGAGGUUGCACAGAAGAAAAAGAAAUCCCAGAAGAAAUUGA
Cynocephalus volans (Philippine flying lemur) is the source of this 426-nucleotide messenger RNA. Its product is annotated as large ribosomal subunit protein uL22-like. Gene Ontology annotation, cellular component: cytosolic large ribosomal subunit; ribosome. The record is from RefSeq and is a predicted model, not a curated record. NCBI's taxonomy places the organism in Eukaryota, Metazoa, Chordata, Mammalia, Dermoptera, Cynocephalidae. The coding region runs from base 1 to 426 and encodes 141 amino acids. The transcript has a single exon. Gene Ontology annotation, molecular function: structural constituent of ribosome. Gene Ontology annotation, biological process: cytoplasmic translation.